UACACAAAUGUGGAGGUGCACACAGCGCAGAUGCCUUCGCUUCGAUUAAAAUCCGCUGUUAAACGUCAUUGCGAUUGUUGCUGGCUUGUGUUUGUUGUCUUGUUUUGUAUCGUUAAUGACGUUACGUUAUGUUGCAUACGAUACUAAUACAAAAACCCGAGUGCAAUUUCUGAUGCAAACCAAUGAAAUUCAUCAAUACUCCAGCAAUGGAAGGCAUCACCGCACGCCGUGGCCAUUAUUAGAAUAAUGGCGUCCUAAGUGCCACCAGACAGACUUUCAUUGAAAUGGAGCUCAAAGUAUGGGUGGAAGGCAUUCAGAGAAUUGUUUGUGGUGUUUCUGAAGCUACUACAUGUCAGGAUAUUGUGUUUGCAUUGGCACAUGCUACUGGAAAGUCUGGCAGAUUCACACUCAUCGAAAGAUGGAGAAAUAAUGAGAAACAGUUGGCACCUAAUGAAAAUCCCAUGAAGAUUCUCAUGAAAUGGGGUGAAUAUUCAAAUGAUGUGCAAUUUAUACUGCAAUGGAGUGAGUCUAAGUCAAAACAGAAGAUUUCAUCUCCAACAUCACCUAUCUCACCUACUUCUACCAUGCAAAUACCAAAUAAAAUUACAGUAAAUUCGCCAGAACAUCAGAAGAGCUCAUCUGGACUUAGUGAAAAUGUAGGAGUAGUGAAAGGUAUCCCACAAGUACGACCCGUGUCAUUAGAGGUGCGUGAAUCUAUGCAUUCAUCACCCAAAAAGCAGCAAUCAUUUGCUGAUGCACCAGAGUAUGCUAGUCAGCGUAUUGCGCCUCCAUACAAAGAUCCGCCGGCACCGCCACCGUAUCGUGAUCCACCGCCUCCAUCGUCUUCGAAUAACAAUAAACACUCAAAAAGUUUAGAUAAUGAUGAGUCUGAUGUGAAGUAUCCCAAACUGGAGGAGGCAGUGUUAUACAAUUCACAGUAUAGGGAGCUGGUGACUUUAGUAAAUUAUCAAAGGGAGAAGCUGUCUCUGCAGCAGGUUGAUCUCACUAAGUUUGACGCCGAAAUUGUGUUCUGGGAGAGUAAGGAACGAGAAAAGCAAUUUCAGUUGGAUUUUAUCGCUCAAGAAUUAGCCACUAUGACAAAUGCUAGUAGAAUAAAUAGUGAUCAAAUCCAAUCUCUAAGCUAUGUGGAGGAAGAAUCUGAAAUUGUUAAACAGCAAGAGAAAACACUCAAGUCUGAAAUUACAUUGUUAAGGUCUAAGUUGGCAAACUGUGAAACUGAAUUAUUGCAAUGCAAAAAUAAAAUAAGAUUGGUAAUGGAUGAAUUGCAACUAGAGCAGCGCGCGAUUGUACGUAGGAACGAAUCUCGUAAACAAAUGGAGCGUAAUCUACUCGUUGAAAUGGAGCGUUUACAGAAUGACCUCGAGUUAGCCAAACAAGGCACCGAUAUGCAUCAGAUGACUGCUGAUACGCUACGUAAAGAAGGACUUUUCUUACAGGUUGCUUCCUUGGAAUCAGCGAUAAUUGAAAAGAAGAAACAAGUAGAGCAUUUGGUCACCGAAAUGAAGGAAGCUAAUUUGGAAAGUUUACUGAUAGCACCACAGGAUGAACUCAAGCAUUUGUUCGAAGGACCCAAUAGGGCCGGCAGCACGCGUAAAAUGAUCGGCUCACCUAGGCAAUUAGAAAAUGCAGUUCCCACAAAUAAGAAUCCGCACGGGGUUUGGGUGUGAAUGUCUUCUAGCUCUCUGUAUGACGUCGUAUGUAUAUGUGUAUACAAUUUGCAGGAUAUCAAACUAGAUUAUGUACUUAAUUUUUGAGUCUGAUGUAACACUUAUGAAUAAGAAAUCAAAAAGCCAUUUAUAUUGAACAAAUUACGUGUAGGCCUCAAAUUUGGCAUAUCAAACUUUAUUACAAUAGGCCUGACUGGAAUGCUAUACUGAGCAUCAAAAAUUAUAACUGUUUAAAGAACAUUUAGCUGAGAAUCAAACGUUUCCACUGAUGGAGACGAAUCUUGUUUCCACGUAUUUGCAUUUAUGUACUUAAUUAUCACCAUUGACAUGUAGUAAUUGCACGCGCAAAAAGAUUUAUGAAACGUAUUAUUGUUAGAAAUUUAGAUGAUAUAUAGAUGAUAUAUUGAAAAAAGCGAUUGCGUGAAUAAUUCUUUGCGAUAGUGAUUGUGUUUGAUUGAUUUGAUAUUUUAAUGUUAUUUAUUUUAUAAGUAUUUUAGAGAGUUUGAUUUGCAAUUUAUGCUGGUGCACAAUGGGAUCUGUUUAUUUAUGUCACUGCCAUAAUCUCGAACAUAAUUGAUUUUAUGAAUUUUAUAUUAUGAAAGAUCCUAGAAAAUACGAUAUUGAUAAAUAGAUAACUAUUAAAUGAAAGAA
Molecule: messenger RNA, 2339 nt
Organism: Dalotia coriaria
Lineage: Eukaryota; Metazoa; Arthropoda; Insecta; Coleoptera; Staphylinidae
Gene: RASSF8
Product: ras association domain-containing protein 8
Exons: 8
Coding region: 285-1688 (467 amino acids)
Biological process (GO): signal transduction
Source: RefSeq, a predicted model, not a curated record